Acanthoscelides obtectus is the source of this 3217-nucleotide messenger RNA. The record is from the annotation of a GenBank genome assembly. Lineage: Eukaryota; Metazoa; Arthropoda; Insecta; Coleoptera; Chrysomelidae.
AAGGAUCAGACUAGGUUAAAUUCGGAAAUCACACAAUCUUACAUCAAGCAUUUGUUUGCAACGCCUACUUAAAAAAAAAGGAAAAACACGUUUGUUUAUAACAGAAAAAAAAACGUGAUACAUCGUUGAAGUCGUAGAAAAAGAUGUUAUUGGAUACAGGGUCGUACUUUUUUAAAUGUUGUGCACUUCGAGCACAUUUAAAAACACCAUCAUGUAGUGCCAUUAGUUUUUUGACAUUUCCUAAAAUUUGGCCCAAUUUUAGUUUUUCCCAAAUACCCCAGUAUAUGACUAAUCUCUCAGUUUAUGCAAUGUGCGCAAUUUAUUUAAAAAACAUAGAAUGUCAACCCUAUGUGUUUAGGAAACUACAAUGUCUCACCUCGGUUGUAGGAGGAUACGUGGGCACCAAGUGUCUAACAAGAGUAGGCAUAUUUGAUGCGUCUAAAAUGGUGAUUCCGUCUGCCUGUAGUUCCACAUGAGCGACUAGUUAUAAGGUGGAUUCAAAUUCAAAUCCUUCAGCUGUACAUUUCUAGCCUCCUCAAAAUGAAUGCCUUAUAUCUCUGCGUAUAAGACGGAUACUAAUAAAUAGUAGAGUAAAAUGAAAAUCCUACUCGUAAGAUCAUGUAAUUUUUGAUCAAAUAGUUCAUUUUUUUCUGAAACUCUCUAUACACCGUUGUAGACGAAAAAGCACCGAUUAUUAAGUGAUAAUAAAAAUAAUCAGAAAUUAUACACGCGCUUCUCUAAAAUAAACAAAUCGCAACAAAACCGCGAUUAAAACCAGCGCGUUCAAGCGAUUCGAGUAACUGACGUCAUCUACCCGUGUGUCAUCUUGAACCAUAUUAUAACCGCGGUACAUAACACAGAAAUUUUGGUUAUUCGCUUGGAUUUGAUUUUUAUAUUUUGGUUUUAAUUUGUUGCCGAUACAACUUAUGGGACAUCGAAAUGGCAACACCGCAUUGCAAGACUGACAACAGCGGAACAGCGCCACCCAUUCCGAAAGGUUGUUGACAUGUUGUAGAUCACAGUGACUGAAGUGAAAAGUAUUUUUGAGACCAUUUCUGGAACAGUUUUGUUGCUAUCUCAAUGUGAAAAUUGUCAAAAUGAGUUUCUCGAGUGAUGAGGUGAAUUUUCUAGUGUACAGAUACCUCCAGGAAUCAGGCUUCCAGCAUUCUGCAUAUACAUUUGGUAUAGAAUCCCACAUCUCCCAAUCUAACAUAAAUGGAGCAUUGGUACCCCCUGCAGCAUUGCUCAGCAUUCUACAGAAAGGCCUCCAAUACACUGAGGCAGAGAUCAGUAUUGGUGAGGAUGGAACUGAGCAGAGAUCAGUGGAAAGUUUGAGCCUGAUUGAUGCUGUCAUGCCCGAUGUGGUGGCUAGUAGGCAGAACCAACAGAAUCAGCAAAAACAGGCUAUAAAAGCAGAGCAGACAGAAACCAAUGGAGAGGAGACUACUGCUGCUGUGGCAUCCACCCAAAACGAAACCAUGGACGUGGACACCUCCAUAGAGAUCCCCCCGUCGAAGGCAACGGUGCUGCGCGGUCACGAAUCCGAAGUGUUCAUAUGCGCCUGGAACCCAACACAAGACCUGUUGGCCAGCGGCUCCGGUGAUAGCACGGCGAGAAUUUGGGACAUGUCAGACAACACGGAAACGCCUAAACAGUUGGUGCUCAGGCACUGUAUCCAGAAAGGCGGUACGGAAGUGCCUAGUAACAAGGAUGUCACAUCGUUGGACUGGAAUUGUGAUGGUCAAUUGCUAGCAACAGGAAGCUAUGAUGGCUAUGCAAGGAUUUGGACGACAGACGGUCGUCUGGCAAGUACACUAGGACAACAUAAAGGACCUAUUUUUGCACUAAAAUGGAACAAGAGAGGGAACUAUAUACUCUCAGCUGGGGUUGACAAAACGACGAUAAUUUGGGAUGCAGCGAGUGGCCAGUGCACGCAGCAAUUCAGCUUCCAUUCCGCACCAGCUCUAGACGUAGAUUGGCAGACGAAUACGUCAUUCGCAAGUUGCUCGACGGAUCAGUGCAUACACGUCUGCAAACUGUCAGUGGAUAAACCGAUCAAGUCUUUUCAAGGGCAUACGAACGAAGUGAACGCGAUCAAGUGGGACCCUCAAGGUCAACUGUUAGCCUCGUGCUCCGACGACAUGACCUUGAAAAUCUGGUCGAUGAAGCACGACACUUGCGUGCACGACCUCCAAGCGCACUCCAAGGAGAUCUACACGAUCAAAUGGUCGCCGACGGGUCCCGGAACGCAGAAUCCGAAUAUGAAUUUGAUACUUGCGUCCGCCAGUUUCGAUUCGACUGUCAGAUUGUGGGACGUCGAGAGAGGCGCGUGUAUCCAUACGUUGACGAAGCACACGGAACCAGUCUACUCGGUCGCCUUCAGUCCUGACGGCAAGUUCCUAGCUAGCGGCAGCUUUGACAAAUGCGUGCACAUCUGGUCAACGCAAACAGGGCAGCUGGUGCACAGUUACAAAGGCACCGGAGGCAUCUUCGAAGUGUGCUGGAACUCCAGGGGGGACAAGGUGGGAGCCAGCGCGUCGGACGGAAGCGUCUUUGUACUCGACCUGCGCAAAUUGUAGGUCUUUUUAUUGUGAACGUAAGGUGAUUGUAGAUAUUUAUAUUUUAUUCAUUUAUUGUUAUAUACGAAAUCUUUUUUAUGAUGAUGAUCGAGAGUAUUGUUUGGUUUGGCUGACAAACUAUGUAAAGUUUACUGGCUUUGCAUAUACAGGAUUAAAACUUUGUUUUUAUUUUUUUGUAAGAGGUUGCCCAUAUAACCGAAACGUCAGUAAUGUUUCUUCAGCAAACAGGUUUGGUUUCAAGUAUUGACGAAUCAGUGGUACUUGUAGAAUAAGUAUCGAAAGUCUUAUCAUAUUUCUCUCUGCAAGUUUUUAAGUUAUUGUUAUACACGACAAACUUUGUAAAGUUUAUUGGCCUUCCAUAUGCAGGAUUAAAACUUUGUUUUAAUUUUUUUGUAAGAGGUUGCCCUUGUAACCGAAACGUCAGUAAUGUUUCUUCAGCAAACAGUUUAGGUUUCAAGUAUUGACGAAUCAGUGGGACGACUUGUAGUAUAAGUAUCGAAAGUUUUAUCAUAUUUCUGUCUGCAAGUUUCUGCGACUAAUUUAGAAAAUCUAUUAUUUUAUUAAGUACUAGGAAUUUGACGUUUUGUUAUUUUGACUUUUUUGUACACAAAUAUACGCUAAUAUACAUUUUUUAAUUA